Acomys russatus (golden spiny mouse) is the source of this 3932-nucleotide messenger RNA. It is a transcript of the gene Itgb8, whose product is annotated as integrin subunit beta 8. Gene Ontology annotation, cellular component: integrin complex; focal adhesion; cell surface. Gene Ontology annotation, biological process: cell adhesion mediated by integrin; cell migration; integrin-mediated signaling pathway. The transcript is spliced from 14 exons. Lineage: Eukaryota; Metazoa; Chordata; Mammalia; Rodentia; Muridae. Bases 745 to 3048 code for a protein of 767 amino acids. The record is from RefSeq and is a predicted model, not a curated record. Gene Ontology annotation, molecular function: integrin binding.
GAGCGGUACGAAACUCCUUCUCGGCAAGGCGCGUGGAACGUUCCUUCCUUGGCCAACAGGCAGCAGCGAUGCGGUGUUCCUUGCCUGUGGGCACAGACCGGAGCUUCUAGUGGGCCCGCGGAGCCGCUCCCCUGAGCUGCUGGCACCCGAGUCUCCUCUCCAGCCAAUCGGGACGCUGCCGCCUCGACCUUGGCUCGAUGCGACUAAGUGGAGUUGGCCUCCCUGCCCACCUGUGGAAGAAGCUCAUACCGACUGACUCCCGCAACCCCUUGGCCUUCCAGCCGUCUCCUCCCACUAAUGCAGCAUCACCCUGUGAAUUACAUUAGGGUGGUUUUCCCCCCAGCCUUGGGCUUUGUUUGGGUUUGAUUGUGUUUGGCUCUUCGCUAAGCUGAUUUAUGCAGCAGAGCCCCAUCGGCUGGAGAGAAACAAAAGCUCUUUUCUUUGUCCCGGACUGGACUGAGGAGCCCUCACUUGCUUCACUGCCGCGGGCCAUCGGCUGUCCAAGGAGGUGCUUUUGGCUGAGACUGCCAGCCCGGCUGUGCGGAGCUGGGAGGGCCUCGGGGCCCUGAGAUGCAGAGAGCUGCCCUGGCCCGCAUACCUGUACCGCCUGCUCAGAGCCACUGGGUCGGUCAGCCCGGCCUUCGGAAAAGGUCCUAGAGAUUCUCGGCCUGCGGGCCCCAAGGUGCGCCCCCAAGUCAAGAGCGCGCACCGGGCAGGCGACCAGGCGGCGGGCUGCUUUGCAUUAUGUGCGGCUCGGCCCUGGCUUUUCUGACUGCUGCACUGCUCUGCCUGCACAACUGCCAGCGAGGUCCUGCCUUGGUUCUCGGGGCGGCCUGGGUGUUUUCACUUGUUCUCGGACUGGGCCAAAGUGAACACAAUAAAUGCGGCUCUUCAACCGUCGUCUCCUGUGCCAGGUGCCUCCAGCUGGGUCCAGACUGUGGAUGGUGUGCUCAGGAGGAUUUUGUUUCAGAUGGAUUAAGAAGUGAACGUUGCGAUACUGUUUCCAAUUUGAUAAGCAAAGGCUGUCCGGUUGAUUCAGUAGAAUACCUGUCUGUGCAUGUGGUUACACCAAACGAGAAUGAAAUCAAUACCCAAGUGACACCAGGCGAAGUCUCAAUCCAGCUGCAUCCAGGAGCUGAAGCUAAUUUUAUGUUAAAAAUCCGUCCUCUGAAGAAAUAUCCUGUGGAUCUUUAUUAUCUGGUUGAUGUGUCAGCAUCAAUGCACAAUAAUAUAGAAAAACUGAAUUCCGUUGGAAAUGAUUUAUCUAAAAAAAUGGCAUUCUUUUCCCGUGACUUCCGUCUUGGUUUUGGCUCAUAUGUGGAUAAAACUGUCUCUCCAUACAUUAGCAUCCACCCGGAAAGGAUUCACAAUCAGUGCAGUGACUACAAUUUAGACUGUAUGCCUCCCCAUGGGUACAUCCAUGUGCUGUCUCUAACAGAAAAUAUCACUGAGUUUGAAAAGGCAGUCCACAGACAGAAGAUCUCUGGAAACAUAGACACACCUGAGGGAGGCUUUGAUGCCAUGCUUCAGGCUGCUGUCUGCGAGAGUCAUAUUGGAUGGCGAAAAGAAGCUAAAAGAUUGCUGCUGGUGAUGACAGACCAGACGUCACAUCUUGCUCUUGAUAGCAGAUUGGCAGGCAUCGUGGUGCCUAAUGAUGGAAACUGCCAUCUGAAGAAUAACAUCUAUGUCAAAUCGACAACCAUGGAACAUCCAUCAUUAGGCCAACUUUCUGAAAAAUUAAUAGACAACAACAUAAAUGUCAUUUUUGCAGUUCAAGGAAAGCAGUUUCAUUGGUACAAGGACCUUCUGCCUCUUUUGCCUGGCGCCAUUGCUGGUGAAAUAGAAUCCAAAGCUGCAAACCUCAACAAUUUAGUAGUAGAAGCCUACAAGAAACUCACUUCAGAAGUAAAAGUGCAGAUGGAAAAUCAGGUACAUGGUGUCUAUUUCAACAUCACAGCCAUCUGUCCGGAUGGGGCCAGAAAGCCAGGCAUAGUUGGAUGUGGAAACGUGACAAGCAAUGACGAAGUUAUUUUCAAUGUAACAGCUGUGAUGAAAACAUGUGAUAUCAUAGGAGGAAAAAACUAUGCAAUAAUCAAACCUAUCGGUUUCAAUGAAACCACGAAAGUCUACAUACACAGAAGCUGCAGUUGCCAGUGUGAGGAUCUCAAAGAACAUAAAGGACAGUGUGUGGAAGCUGUCCUGGAUCCCAAGUGUCCGCACUGUGAUGACAGCAAGUGUCAUUUUGAUGAAGACCAGUUUCCUUCUGAGACAUGCAAGUCACAGGAGGAUCAACCUGUCUGCAGUGGCCGAGGCGUUUGUAUCUGUGGGAAAUGUUUGUGUCAUAAAACCAAGCUUGGAAGAGUAUAUGGCAAAUACUGUGAAAAGGAUGACUUUUCUUGUCCGUAUCAUCAUGGGUCUGUGUGUGCUGGUCACGGGGAGUGUGAAGGUGGCAAAUGCCAGUGCUUUCAUGGCUGGGAAGGCGAUAGGUGCCAGUGCCCAUCAGCCGCAGCACAGCGCUGUGUCAACUCCAAGGGCCAAGUCUGCAGCGGAAGAGGCACCUGUGUGUGUGGCAGGUGUGAGUGCACCGAUCCCAGGAGUAUUGGCCGCCUCUGCGAGCACUGCCCAGCCUGCCAUCUAUCCUGUAGUGAAAACUGGAACUGUCUGCAGUGCCUUCACCCUCACAAUCUGUCUCAGGCUGUGCUUGAUCAGUGUAAAGCCUCCUGUGCUGCCAUGGAACAGCACCGUGUAGACCAAGCAUCAGAAUGUUUAUCUGGCCCAAGCUAUCUGCGAAUAUUUUUUAUCAUAUUCAUAGUCACUUUCUUGAUUGGGUUACUUAAAGUCCUUAUCAUUAGACAGGUGAUUCUACAGUGGAAUAGUAACAAGAUAAAGUCCUCAUCAGAUUACAGAAUGUCUGCUUCCAAAAAGGAUAAACUGAUUCUGCAGAGUGUUUGCACAAGGGCUGUCACCUACCGACGAGAAAAGCCUGAGGAAAUAAAAAUGGAUAUCAACAAGCUAAAUGCUCAUGACGCUUUCAGAUGCAACUUCUAAAGAAAGAUUUAAAACAAACAAAUGAAAACUGUUGGAAACUGGAUUUUUUUUUUUACACAACUGCUUCUAAAAAGUAUAAUACAAAAAGUCACAGGAGGAGACAAAUUAUUGAAUACUAUGCCAUGAAGAUUGGCAAGUGUCUUCACAACCGUGUGACUCACUCAGCUGCUGAAGUUUUCAGAGAACUAUGUGUCUUACUACUGUUGGAGACUAGUGUUGUAGCACUUUACUGUAAUAUAUAACUUAUUUAGAUCAACAUAGAAUGUAGAUCAUCUGGAAAGCACUGAUUACACUUUACAGGUACCUGUCAUCCCUGCACUUCCCAGACAGACACAAUGCUAUGAAACCGGUUGGCACGGGGUCACCGCCACAGUGCAGUGAUCUUUGCACACAACCUGCUGACAGAAAACAUCUGGGGGUCAUUGAACCAACAACUGGCCUUGUCUAGACGUUCACAACCAGCUGAAUAAGGGUUAGUAUUUCAUUUCAGUUGGUGGUGAAUAGAUAAAACCUUAACCCUAAGUGACGUUGCUUUUGGAACUGUGUGGUUUGCUGCAUGUGCCAGUCUGUUCUCUUCUGUUUUGCAGAAUGGAUAUUGACCGAACAUCUUGUCUUUUUUUUUUUUUUUUGCAUUUUAAUUCUGUUUUGUUUUCUUCUGGAAUAAGUUUAUAAUGUCACAGAGGACUGGAUUAAAUAAGUGCUAAGUUACUACUGCCAUAGAAACCCAUAUGACAAUGACACUUUACUAGAAGACUGGUUUUCAGAGCUGAACGUUUGUAAGGGUCACUGUAAAGUGUCGUCUCGGUCCUUAGCGUCUUUGAAGAUAGAGAGUUUAUAUUUUCUUACCUGUCAAACUGGAUGAACUGUCUCACGCUCUCAUUGAU